GUAGUUUGGCGCGAGUCGAUCGUUUGACCCAAUGACGUGUUUCUGCGCAUGAGUUUAGCUAGCCAAAGUCGCCAUGACAUCGCCUACAUGUGUGAUCAGGGAUUUUUAUUGGAGAAGCAGUUUCUGCUCUCUUCACUGUACGGUCUUUGACUGCAUCCUGUGGGCACAGAACAACGUGAUAACGUUUUAAACAUGAAUACAUUUUGCUUUGCAAACCUAUUUCUGAAUUGAAUCAAGUGGAUUUCGAUCUACCGAGUUUAGUCAAGGAAUACCAACCAAAGGUGAGAAACCUUGUUUGAAAAAGUAUUUAUGUUAAAUCUAGUUGGCGUGCGGACCACGUUGGGUAUGCUAGUUUAGUUAGCCAUUUUCAAUGCUAUACUCCUGCUUUUCCAUCUCAAUAAAGUGAUCGAAGAAAGAGGUUACUUCCAUACGUUAAGUGUGUGUAGACGCUAGUGGGUAGUUAACCCAGGCAUAAUCAGUUCUAAGCUGUCUGAUGUUGCAGACUUAAAUUGUUAAUACUUAGGUAGCUAGCACAUGCUGCUCUGCAUACAACAGUGCUGACGUUUGUAGCUAGUGUUUCUGCCUGCUCAGUUUUAGAUUAGGUUUAUUUCAGUGUUCAUAUUUAAUGUGUUCCUCACAUCAAUUAGGUGGGCUCAAACUAUCCGAAGAUUGAGAGGAGCCUUAUCAACAUCCUGAAAUGGCUUCAUUCAAACCCACAAAAAUCCCAAUAUAUCCCAAACUUGGAGAGAAAGUUACUCCGGACACAUUGUAUUGGAAAAAUUACAAGGUAAGCCUGUCACACUGUCGAUGUAAGUGGUGUUGGUGGCUGCAUGAGUAUACUAGCUAUAACAUUUCCAUAUUGCAGUAACAAGGCAAUAAUAGCAUACUAUUGAACUGAUGAAGUUGACUUGUCUUCGAUUGUAUUCUCUCAACUCUUCUCUGUUGCUUGUUUUCAGGCCCCAGUCCAGAUAAAGGAGUUUGGAGCAGUCACAAGCAUUGACUUCUCCCCUCUGGCGCCACACAAUUAUGCAGUGACCGCUUCUACACGGGUAGGCUGGCCCCACUGCCGUUCAGACACAUUAGUAGUUAGUAGACUUGGACUCAAUGGUGGUUAAUUUAGGUUCUGACCUAUAUCCGUUCAUUAAAUCAAUGACGACAAUGGCAUAUAAAGUAAUUCCUUCUGUGAUCCAUCGACUGAACUACAAAUGAUGAUCUAAACAUUUCUGACCAUAGCCUCUACGAGCCAUCGUAAACAAUCAUACAGUCUUGAUAGUGUUGGUUUGCCAUCUACAUAAGCUGAAAGUGUGUGUGUCCCUCACUCUAAACCCGCUGCCUGUUUCAGAUCCACAUCUACGGACCGUUUUCUCAGGAGCCAGUCAAGACGUUUACGCGCUUCAAGGACACGGCGUACAGCGGAAAGUUCCGGUCAGACGGUCAGCUCUUGGUGGCAGGAUGUGAGGACUCAGUGGUGCGGCUCUUUGACGUUAGCGGCAAGGUGGCGCUCAGGGUGUUCAAAGGGCACACAAAGUAGGUCCUCAAUUCAACGUCACCAGGUUUCCAAAGUCUGAUAGGAAAUAAUUAGGGGACGUUUUCCAAUCAGUGGGCGAAAAUAAAAUGGCUAAGCGCAGCAGCAGGCCCAUUGAAUGAUGAUUCCUUGAGUGAUCCAUCGACUGAACUAAAAAUGAUGGUCUCAACGACUCUGACAACAGCCUUUGACAAGUGUCUUGUGUGGAUGUUUUGGAUCCCAUUUUUCAUUCCUUAUUACUGUGCAGAUAACACCUCUGGUGUUCUUUACUACAAUAAUUAACUGAACUGUGUCUCUCCUCAAGGGGGGUGCAUGUAACAGAUUUCACCUCAGACUGUUACCACAUCCUGACGGGCUCAGACGACUACACCUGUCGCCUGUGGGACAUCCCCAAUUCCACUGAACUGACCUCAUACAAGGAACACACAGACUAUAUCCGCUGUGGCACCACCAGCAAACUCAACAGAGAUAUCUUCAUAACUGGUGAAAUUAAGCACAGUUACUCAUACAAAGACAUGUUGUGUGAUGAUUCCUUGAGUGAUCCAUCGACGGAAGUACAAAUAAUGAUUUCUGACAACAGCCUCUACCAGCUAUCGUAAAGGGAUAGUUUGGGAUUUUAUCUACUUCCCCAGAGUCAGAUGAACUGGUGGAUACAAUUUUUAUGUCUGAGUUAAGUUUUAAGGAAGUUGGCAACUAGCAUUAGCGCAAUUGCUAACUAGCGUUGGAGUAAUGACGAAGUCUAUGGGAAGACCUAGCAUGCUAGCUGUUUCUGUAGACCAGAGGCAUUGCGCUAAUGCUAGUUAGCAUUAGCUUGUGAAACUAUCUCUUAGUUCCUUCAUACUGGACGCAGACAUAAAAAUGGUAUCCACAAGGUCUUCUGACUCUGAGGAAGUAGAUAAAGGGCUUCAUUGCCAAAAUCCCGAACUAUCCCUUUAAACAGUCACACAUUCUUGAUAGUGUUGGUUUGUCAUCUACACACAAGCUGAAAGUUUGUUGUUUGUUUCACUCUGUACUGUCUCUGUCCCCCACCUUCAGGCUCCUAUGACCACACACUGAGGGUGUUUGAUGCCAGAGUGGAAAAGAGUGUGAUGACCAUGGACCACAGCCAGCCUGUAGAGAGCGUUCUACUCUACCCCUCAGAAGGACUACUGGUUUCAGCAGGUAAGCUGUAACCGCAGAGAUGCAUAACCAUAAUAUUAUACUGUGAUCGUGAGUUACAUAAGCAUUUGUGGUCCUCAAGAUGAAGACCAGACACCACACUGGUAUGGUUGUGUCCCAAUAGUAGCGGCCUUACUUGAUCUCCUUUACCAACAUGGUCUCAGAGCAUGUUGUAUUAUUUUGUAUGUAAAUCCAAGACACUCCAUUUAGUAUGGUAUGAUAUGUAUACGUUUUUGGAUGUCCAUCACCCAUUUCGUAUGAUCUGUUACGAAUUACAAUUUGUAUUAUAGGUUACGAAUUUGCAAAACGUAUGAUAUGUUAGUCCCCUGUAGCUCAGUUGGUAGAGCUUGGCGCUUGCAACGGCAGGGUUGUGGGUUCGUUUCCCAUGGGGGGCCAGUAUGAAAAUGUAUGCACUCACUAACUGUAAGUCGCUCUGGAUAAGAGCGUCUGCUAAAUGACUAAAAUGUAAAUGUAAUGUUACGAAUUCUGGCUAGGUGGCUAACAUUAGCUAGCUGUCUAACGUUGGCUAAACUAGGGGUUAGGGUUAAGUUUAGGAGUUAGGUUAAAAGGGAAGGGUUAGCUAACAUACUAAGUAGUUGCAAUGUUGCAAAAAAGUAGUAAGUAAAUAGCAAAAAUGCUAAAGUUGUCCGUGAUGAGAUUCGAACUCGCAACCUUUGGGUUGCUAGAGUUUCGCGUUAUAUGCCCACCCAUCCACCCCGACCAGAGAUCAAUGAGUCAAUCUCAACGUGACUUCCCUGGUUAAAUAAAGGAUAAAUUGUUCAAUAAGGGUGCACUUGUCAAUUUAAUUUAAUUUUAUCAUGCAGUGCUAGCUGUGCCACUAGAGAUCCUGGUUCGAAUCCAGGCUCUGUCGUAGCCGGCCGCGACCGGGAGACGCAUGGGGCGGCACACAAUUGGCCCAGCGUCCUCCAGGGUAGGGGAGGGAAUGGCUGGCAGGGAUGUAGCUCAGUUGGUAGAGCAUUUUCCCAUGGGGGGCCAGUAUAAAAAAAAAAAAAUGAUGUAUGCACUCACUAACUGUAAGUCGCUCUGGAUAAGAGCGUCUGCUAAAUGACUAAAAUGUAAAUGUAAAAUGCCAUCCCCCUCAAACGAUAAAUAUGUGUAUCUUUGAAAUUGACCUCAUACCUGUGCCCCUCCGUUAUUUGUUGUUGUGCUUGUCGCAUCUGUGCUGAUGGAGGAAAGGACCGUUUAUACCAGAUUGUUGUCUUCCCCCACACAGGAGGGCGCUAUGUGAAGGUGUGGGACCUUCUGAAAGGAGGCCAGCCUCUGGUGUCACUGAAGAACCACCACAAGACCGUCACCUGCCUCGGUCUCAGCGGCAACGGACAGAGACUGCUCUCUGCCUCACUCGACAGGUGUGUGUGUGUGUGAGCAGCUCUAGACAGACGGCAAUCUGCGUACCUGGACAGAUUUGUGUGUAUUGCAGCAGGCAUGUUAAUUCCUUGAGUGAUCCAUCGACUGAACUACAAAUGAGCUCUUCAACUCUGACACAGCCUCUGACAAACAUAUCAUAUUUUAUUAACAAGAUGGUUAUUUUAACGGCACAAUUGGUAUGUUUUGAUGGAUCUCUUGAUUAGAUGAAUAUGCAUUUUUUUUUUUUUUUUACCCUCCAGGCACGUGAAAGUCUACAACACAACCAACUACAAGGUGGUUCAUAACUUUGACUACGCCGCCUCCAUUCUCAGUCUUGCCCUGGCUGUAAGUUCACUAGUAAUGCCAUACUGAGAUUUAGCAAUCCGCUAUUAUGAUGAUGUUUGAUGUGUGGAUUGUGUAUGGAUUGUGUAUGAAGGCUUGAAAGUUUCUGUGUGUGUAUGUUUAGCCUGAUGACGAGUCUGUUGUCGUGGGGAUGACCAAUGGCGUCCUGAGCAUCAAACACAGGAAGAGCCCUGAGGAGAAACAGGAAGUGGCUGGCAAACAGAGGAGGAGGCCGGUGUACCGCAUCUUUGUCAAAGGAAGAAACUACGUCCCGAAAAAGGCAAGUGCAUAUUCCCCCAACUGUUUUAUUCUACUACAUUUACAUUUUAGUCAUUUAGCAGACGCUCUUAUCCAGAGCGACUUACAGUUAGUGAGUGCAUACAUUUUCAUACUGGCCCCCCGUGGGAAAUGAACCCACAACCCUGGCGUUGCAAGCGCCAUGCUCUACCAACUGAGCUACACGGGGCCCCAAAGAACAAUUCUACAACAAAGAACAAUUCUCACUAUUGUAUAAAUGUUUGCAGGGGUUUUUAACCCUGUUUCUGGAAAGCUGCAGUUGUGCAGGUUUUUGUUUUAGCCCAGUACUAUAACACCUGAUUCAAUUAAUCAGCUACUCAUGGGGACUUGAUGAUAUAUGAACCAGGUGUGUUUUUGCUGGGCUUGAAAAAAAGCCUGCACAGUGCACACCCUAAAGCUCUCCUGGACCAGGAUAGAGGAAUGUUGUUCUACUGUGAGGAACUUCAGGUAACUGCCCAAAAAAAGGAAAUGGGGUGUUGGGCCACCACCAUGAGCUAGAACAGCUUCAGUGCACCUUGGCAUAGAUUCUACACGUGUCUGGAACUCUAUUGGAGGGAUGCGACACCAUUCUUCCAUGAGAAAUUCCAUCAUUUGGUAUAUUGUUGAUGGUGGUGGAAAAACGCUGUCUCAGGCGCCGCUCCAGAAUCUCCCGUAAGUGUUCAAUUGGGUUGAGAUCUAGUGAGUGAGAUGGCUAUUACAACUACAUUUUAGUCAUUUAACAGACUCUCUUAUCCAGAGCGACCUACAGGAGCAAUUAGGGUUUAGUGCCUUGCUCAAGGGCACAUCAACAGAUUUUUCACCUAGUCGGCUCAGGGAUUCGAACCAGUGACCUUUCGAUUGCUGGCUUAAUACUCUUAACCACUAAGCUACCUGCCGACUAUGGCAUAUGGUUUACAUCGUUUUCAUACUCAUCGAACCAUUCAGUGCCCUGUGGGUGGGGUUAUUGUCAUCCUAUGGGGGCAUAGCCAUGAUAGGCAAAAUAAUGGCCUGCCCAGCAUUUUUAUACAUGACCCUAAGCAUGAUGGGAUGUUCAUUUCGUAAUUAACUCAUGAACUACACCUGUGUGGAAUAACCUGCUUUCAAUAUACUUUGUAUCCCUUAUUUACUCAAGUGUUUCCAUUAUUUUGGCAGUUACCGGGUCAGCCAGAUUUUCAUAUCGUCAUACCAUUUUUCUCUCAUGCUGGGAUUUAUGGUAUUACCAGCAGAGUACACAUGGGGGCACCAAAAACGCAAGGAAAGCCUAUUGGGAAUGCUAACAGAAUUUGCAUGAACUAAUAGCAAAAUCACAGACUCUGUUAGCUAAAUGCUAAUGAGCGAAAACGAACAAAACUAAUUGCAAAUACAGGCAAAUCCAGCUCAUAAAAUUAUACAAGUAUAGCUAGUAGCUACCGAAAUAUCAUUUUUGGUGAGUGUGGACAUUUACAAGCGAAAGUUACCGAGAGAAAUUGUGCAAAUAAACUAAAUUGUGAUGCAUGCUUUUCUGAAGGAAGAGCAGCAUGUGUACAUGGAGCAGAGGGAAGAAGACGGAGGAGGAAAAAACCGCUAGGAGGAAAGCACUGGGGGGAAAAUGGCAGCCGUACAGAAUCGAGCCCACAGCCAUGCAAUCUCCAUAGACAAACAUUGGCAGUAGAAUGGCCUUACUGAAGAGCUCAGUGACUUUCAACGUGAAACGUCAUAGGAUGCCAGCUUUCCAACAAGUCAGUUCGUCAAAAUUGUACCCCGCUAGAGCUGCCCCGGUCAACUGUAAGUGCUGUUAUUGUGAAGUGGAAACGUCUAGGAGCAACAACGGCUCAGCCGCGUGGUGGUAGGCCACACAAGCUCACAGAAUGGGACUGCCGAUUGCUGAAGCACGUAGCUCGUAAAAAGUCUGUCCUCGGUUGCAACACUCACUACCGAGUUCCAAAUUGCCUCUGGAAGCAACGUCAGCACAAGAACUCUUCGUCGGUAUCUUCAUGAAAUGGGCUUCCAUGGCUGAGCAGCCGCACACAAGCCUAAGAUCACAAUGCGCAAUGCCAAGCGUCGGCUGAAGUGGUGUAAAGCUUGCCGCAAUUGGACUCUGGAGCAGUGUAAACGCGUUCUCUGGGGUGAGGAAUCACUCUUCACCAUCUGGCAGUCCAACGGAGGAAUCUGGGUUUGGCGGAUGCCAGGAGAAUGCUACCUGCCCGAAUACAUAGUGCCAACUGUAAUGUUUGGUGGAGAAGGAAUAAUGGUCUGGGGCUGUUUUUCAUGGUUUGGGCAAGGCGCCUUAGUUCCAGUGAAGGGAAAUCUUAACGCUACAGCAUGCAAUGACAUUGUAAACGAUUCUGUGCUUCCAACUUUGUGGCAACAAUUUGGGGAAGGCCCUUUCCUGUUUCAGCAUGAUAAUGUCCCCGUGGACAAAGUGAGGUCCAUACAGAAAUGGUUUGUCGAUCGGUGUGGUCAGCACAGAGCCCUGACCUCAACCCCAUCAAACACCUUUUGGGAUUAUUUGGAACGCCGAUUGCGAAGCCAGGCCUAAUCACCCAACAUGAGUGCCCGACCUCACUAAUGCUUUUUGGCUGAAUGGAAGCAAGUCCCCGCAGCAAUGUUCCAGCAUCUAGUGGAAAGCCUUCCCAGAAGAGUGGAGGUGGUUUAUAGCAGCAAAUGGGGGACCAACUCCAUGCCCAGGAUUUUGGAAUGAGAUGUUCGACGAGCAGGUGUUCACAUCCUUUUGGUCAUGUAGUGUAACUCAUCCAGAGCUCUUUGACUUCUGGCUAUUAUAAGAUAUCUGAUGGCAAAUAUUUACUAGUGAAUUGCAUGCAAGUGUAACUUCAUCACAUCAUAGGUGCCGCAUAAGAAGAGACUCACCAAUAGAUAUAGAACGCUAUGGACUCAGUUCUCACUUUCUCCCGUUGGGCUAUUAACAAACACGUGACUGGCUUAAAUGUUCAGGGAAACUACUGUAAGCUUCAUAAUGUAAAAUAAUGUGACCGGUGAAAUGAAGAGCGCAAUCUGCUUUAUCUCCUAACGUAUUGCACUAGUUGACUGCAGGUAUUUACUUAAAAAGUAGCUCCAAAUAUUUAUUGAAGAACUUCAAAGAAAUAUUUCGACUGUAUUGAAAAACCAUCCGGUGGCUUUUUUUCAAAUACCCCGGUAUACGGUGUUCAACCCAAGCCUAAUGGUCAGGAUACUGUGACCCUACUAACGGUACCAGAUGGUAGCCUUGAAGUCGUUCAGUGCUGGGAUCCUAAAUGCUAUGAACAACAGGCCUGUUGAGUGAUGACACCUUGAGUGAUCCAUCGACAGAACUACAAAUGAUGAUCUCAACCACAGCCUCUGACAAAUAUAUUAGUCAACAAGAUCAUGUUUAAUGGCAUGUAUUUUCAAUUAAGGAUAUAGUUACAUUCUCCAAGGACUUAUUUUCAGUCUACUGUUUGAAUUCAGAUAACUCUCCAUUGUUGAAUUCAGUAUUUUUUUUAAAUAUGAGAAACCACAUUUCCAUCCACAGUUGUUAUGCGAGUGAAGUCAUACCGUAUAAAACAAUUAUUAAUAAUCACUACAGCUGUGAUGAAAACAGGAAGUUUCAGUACAAUUUUAUAAAUGCUGACAGAUCAUGUUUGUUCGACAUGGUGGGAUCUUUUUGUGUCUGUAAAAUUAAUUAUGCGAGAAAUGGCAGUGGAAACGCCUUUAUGCCAGGGUGCCCGCGGGUCCUUAAAGUCUCUUAAAUGAAUUUAUCUGAUUUAAAGGGCUUAAGUCUUAAAAUGUUUUCAAAGGUCUUACAAAUGUGAUGGAGAUGACUAAAGCUUUUCCGUUAUAUUGUGUUGCUGCUUAAUUGCUGCCACCAUGGCAAUUAUGAUUUUUUUAAACAUAAAACAAUUCUUGUGUGUGCACGUCAUGUGCGAGUCGGGCCGUUGCUAGAGGAGAGAGCAAAGUAACCUAUACAAUUUGAUAGACAAUAACACUAACUAGAGCUGGGACAAUAAACUGAAAAGCACCGACAUUGCCCCCCUCUUACCGAAGUAAUUUAGGUGAUUAGACAUCCCUGCAGAUUUGUUAGCUCUAAAACCAUUAUUUGGUCAACGCUAAUGUGCAUUAACCUGCUUCCUGCAAUGAAAGUAUUUGCCCUGUCCCUGUUUCGCUGCUGGCUCUCACUCCCUCUCCUCCUUUUGCGCACGGAAUGAAGGGAGAGAUCCAUCCUGAUAAGUGCAGGCAUACUGACAGUUGAGCAACAUUUCGAAAUGUAAUUGUGGGAAAGACAGUUUCUAAAACAACUGCAGUUACUGGAGUCUCAGCUUUAUGCGAGUAUAACUGUAAAUAUAGAGGGAAUAGCUAAUCAUGGCUACCCGGACUAUUUGCAUUGUCUCCCCCACCCCACCCCCUCUUUACGCUGCUGCUACUCUGUUUAUUAUUUAUGCAUAGUCACUUUAACUCUACCUACAUGUACAUAUUACCUCAACUAACCUGUGCCCCCGCACAUUGACUCUGUACGGGUACCCCCUGUAUAUAGCCUCCCUACUGUUAUUUUACUUUACUGCUGCUCUUUAAUUAUUUUUUAACGUACCUAUUUUUUUACUUAACACUUAUUUUUCUUACAACUCUAUUGUUGUUUAAGGGCUUGUAAGUAAGCAUUUCACUGUAAGGUCUACACCUGUUGUAUUCGGCGCACGUGGCAAAUAAAAUUGAAUUUGAAAUAGCCUACUCCUUUUUAUAAAGUGGGGUUAUGUAAUUGAGAUGAUGCGCAAGCAGAACGGAGCGGACAGCGCCGUUUGCGCCUAAUACAUCAAGUAGCCUAGCAACAAUAUUAUAUUUAGAGUUAGCAAUCUAGCUAAUGUUUUUAGAAAUUAUGUAGCAUAGCCUAGGCCAAUAUGCACAAAAAAACAUGCAGACAAAUUCAUCUCUAAAUAUUCAGAAAGAUAUCUGAUUAUUCUGCACUAUAUUUUGACAUGUUGCACAUCAAAACAUGUCAUGUAUUCCCUGAACAUGUUAGAUGAACUAUCUAUCUUCUUUCACGUCUUAUUUGGCACUGGAAAAAGUCAGUCUAGAGCCCUCCCGCUUAGCUACCUUGCUUUGAAGUAUAGCCAUGAGAUACCUGAUACACUGAAUGAGGGAAUUAUUUUAUUGUACUUUUUGGUUGUAGGCUAAUGUUCUAAUGUUAUAGCAUAAUACCUCCAAGAGAGCUACUGGGUGUGUAGACUUUUGUUCCAGCCCUACUCUUAACACACCAGAUUCUACGAAUGAACUGCUCAACGGGACCUUGUUAAUCUGACUCGUGUGUUUGAGCAGGGCUGGAUCAAAAGCCUGCAUACCCAGUGGCCUAGCUCUCCAGAUGGAGAGUUGACCACAUGUUUUAUACAGUAACAGUGCUGACUUUAAGGAUUCUGAACACUUAGUUUGUGAUCUAGCCAAACAAAUGCAGAUAACAACCCCAUGCUUCAGCCAUCUAUAGCCUAGCCACUGUGCUACUACAUCCGUGAGGCUACAGGAGAAUGCUCAUUGCUAAAAUGAUAUGAGCAAAGUAGGCUGUAGCCUUUGAAAGAACCAGCCCUAAAAAUACUACUUUUUGCCAACAUGGGCUCAUUUCUGGAGAGGUAUAUUAGCAGGUGUGGUGCGCACAGAUCUCAAAAUUGGUAUUCGUUUGCAUUCCAAUUGGCAUUAAAAGGUUUUAAGUCUUAAAUUCAACUUCAUGGAACUUGCAGAAACCCUGUAUGCGCAAGUAUUGAUAGUAUCCAUCAUAUCGAGUCACACGAUGAUAUCGUGUGUGGUCCUCCCACUACGACUCGGGAAAGCAUGCAGUUUAUUAGGCUACAUGCAGAUAAAAUAACUUAUGAUGAACUUCACAGGGUGAUGUUGAUCCUGCUUUCCAAUAAAUAUUGAGGGUCUGAUUCUGGUGACAUGAUUGACGCUUGACUGCCAUUUGACAAAUAUAAAUAUUCUUGCUCUUAUCCAUAAUAAUCUCAUGUAGACUAGCUUACCCACACUGUAUCUGCGAGCUGUUGGCUAGAGCGCACAUGCCAAGACCAGAAUAGGCACACUUGCUAAUUAAUGCAACAGUUUUUGUGACAAAACUAUCAGGGUUGAAAACACAAUGGAAACACAUUGAACUUUAUAUUUUUAUUCAAUGCAAAAAAGUACAUUGUGUGUGCUACGUCAUCACCCACUGAUCUUUAUCUGCAACAAUUCCCUUUGGUGGAAACACCACUGGUGGGAAAAUGCACACAUUUUCUUUAUGCAGAUUUUUGCUUGCUAGUGAACUGAAAUCCCCCUCUUCCCUCCUUUAGGAUGACUUUCUUGUCAGCAAACCAGUGAAGAGCCAUCUGGCCAAAUACGACAAACAGCUGAAGAGAUUCAACAUCUCCAAGGCCUUGGAUACCGCCCUGGAGGUACAAUGACUUUCUUUGUUCCAAAUGGAUCCCUGAUGAUCUCGGCAACUCAGACAAAUAUCUUGAUAGUGUUUAAGUUGCUGAUUUUUAAGUGUGUGUGUGCACGCAGUCGUGGAGGAAGAACAGAAAGCCUGAGAUCACGGUGGCGGUGAUGAAGGAGUUGGAUCGCCGAGGAACAUUGAAUAACGCUCUGGCUGGACGAGACGAGCAGAACCUCUCUCAACUCCUCAAUUUCCUGAUUGGGUAACACUCACUCAAAUACCCAAUUCCAAAUCAGCGCCUACCUACUCCCUAGUGUUUGUUUCCUGUCCAUGUGUCUUUUAAAAAAAAUGUAUUGGUAUUUUCUCUUUGAGAUAGUCACGAAUGACAGGGGUAGACCGAUAUGAAGGCACAGGCUGGAUUUGAACCAAUGCUGCAAGGGGCGAUGUGUGGUCAGGAGUCUGCAGUACAACCACUACACGAGACUGCGGCACACGUGUUGUGUCUUGACUUUGUUUUAUCUUCUCCUUCACAGGAAUGUAGUUGAUCCCAGGUUUACGCCUGUCCUCGUCACCGCCACUGAGAUGAUUCUAGGUGAGUUUGUGAAACAAAUCUCUCUUUUGUUAUUUAUUCUGAGUAUGUAUACAGACCUGCCAACCUGCACACAUUUGAGGUCAAAGUAGCUAAGGUGUCAUAACAACAAAGGUAGCGUUUAGUCAACUAAGCAAGGACACUUUCUUGCCUCCACAUGCUUUGAUAUCCGCAACGGUAGUAUAAUAUAAUAUGCCAUUUAGCAGACGCUUUUAUCCAAAGCGACUUAGUCAUGCGUGCAUACAUUUUUGUGUAUGGGUGGUCCCGGGGAUUGAACCCACUACCUUGGCGUUACAAGCGCCGUGCUCUACCAGCUGAGCUACAGAGGACCACGGUGCGAGCGCAUUGACGAGCAAGGAAACGUGCGGUGUUGCAGUAGUUCAUUGCGCGUCGCUGCGUGAAUGGAAACGGACAUCGCAGAGAUGUUCAUCUAUUACUGUCCUUCGCAGAAAGUAAGACAGUUGUUUCAUAUUCCAAAUAGCCUACAGUACAUUGCAUCCAGUAAUUGAAUUAUUCUGAAUUUUCUCCCCAAACUAAAUUAAGCCAGUUUACAUUUUCACUGGACUAAUUAUAAAGACACCUAUUAAUUAGAAUAAUCAUUACCCCUAAAUUUAAUCUAGAAAAUGUGUCAUUGAGACCACCUCAAUUUAAUUUAGGAUCAAACAAGACGUCUGUGUUGGCUACAUUAUUUGAUAUCAUUUAAGACUCUUGAUUUCAGGAAAUGACAGUUACAGGAUAGUUACAACCCUACCAUUCCUACUGAGGCAGUCAUCUGCCAAAUCAUUAUUAGGCAAAAAAAGGUGCGUUUGCCUAUGAUUUGAGCAGUGUGGGUGUCACACGCUUGCCGUUGUGGGGUCUGCAGGGCCAGGGGUGCCGCCGCGCUGAAGUUGUACUCUUAAAAAUUCUUUAAGUUUGGCAGAUGUGUGUGUCACGUUCUCCUGUCCUCGGUCUCCUCAGACAUCUACAAGGCAGUGGUGGGUCAGUCUUCAGUAGUGGACAGACAGCUUGUGCGUCUCCAGGAGCUGGUGGAGAGAGAGAUUGACUACCAGCAGGACCUCCUGGAAGUGCUGGGGAUGUUGGAUACCCUAUUCGCCUCAUCCCUCCCCAGGAAAGAGGUGCCUUGCCCGGGCAGCAGCCGGCCUAACGGCUUGGCAGAGGGGGGUCUGGGGGCGCCAGGGCCACAGCUCCAGGCCGCCUGAGGCCCCUACAAAAGACUGUUCCACCGGGAUGCCUGGGCUGCCCCCGGCACGACUAGUUCCGGAAGCGCUUCUCUGUCUUUGACGGAACAUCGUCAGACUCGAGAACCCAUGACUACAUCCUGCUAUCUGAAUUUACACCACCAACUGAAAAAUGAAACCAUUGAUUUGAGCAACCAACCUGAGCCUCGUUCCUGCUGGGCUCCCUGGUUUUAACAGAGAGGGUCUUUUAACUGGCUCCAGAGAACGGCCAAAAUGGGUUUGACUCUUCAGAGACAGUGUUUUGUAAAUGUAUACAUAUCUGUAUGUGUGAUUUAAAUCUCUGUAUCUGAUUGGACACAAAGCGACAAUUAAUUUUAUUGGAACGCCAUAAAAUUGUCUUUCACAGCUAAUGUUUCUCUAAACAUUGACUGUUGUGAGUGUAUUCCAUUUCUCUUCGCCCUAUCUGUCCAUGUUUGAGUUUUUAUAGAAUUUGCAUACAUUUUCAAUGUGCAGUAAAUAAAAUAAAAAGAAACCUGAAGUAAACUAUCAAAUUUUGAAAACAAGGCGUCCUGGAUCCUCUUUGAUAACUCUCACAUGCGCACACACAGUAUACUGUCCCAAUUAUCAUUCUCUCCUUCCUCCCAAAGUGUGC
Coregonus sp. 'balchen' is the source of this 13428-nucleotide messenger RNA. Lineage: Eukaryota; Metazoa; Chordata; Actinopteri; Salmoniformes; Salmonidae. The record is from the annotation of a GenBank genome assembly.